AUUCAAGUUCGCCUUGAUAGUUUACCUGUAAGUAGAAGAUAUGAAACCAGGAGAAGCACAAGAACAGAAGAACCAGUCGCCAAAUCUCGUGUUGACUGGAAGCGGACUAGAAGAAAUACAUUGCCUGAAAGUGAGGAUGAGGAUGAUGAAAUUACAUCAUCAUCAGAAAAAGAACCCGAGUCCAGUUCAGAAGAAGAUGGAGAUGGAAAAGAAGAAGAGGUAUCCGUACUUAGGAAGAUCAGUGGUGAAGCUUUGAGUGAUGCAGAUUUUCAGACAGGUUGUAGUGGUAUAGCAUCAGAGGAUCUGGAAGAAGAGGACGUCUCCUUCAGGAAGCGGAAGAGAUCUCGGACAUCUGUGAUGUAUGACAGUGAUGAGAGCAAUGACAGCAGUAUUGUUAGGAAAGUAUUUGCUAAACGCAGUUGCAUAAUUGAUGAAGAAGAUUUAUCUGUUGAUGGGGAGUCACACAUGUCCCCAGCAGAGGAAGAAGCAAACAGAAAACUAGGAAGACUAAUAAAACUGCAAGAACUGUCUCACCAGCGAGCAGCACGAUCUGGCAGAGUCAGUCAAUGUGAUGAGGAUGGUGCAGAUGACGUCUUGAUACUUGAUUGUCCCUCACCCCUCACACAAGAUGAAAUCAGUGAUGUGUCUGACAGUAACAGCAUGAAAGAUUUCAUAGAUGAUGAUGAAGAAGAAGAAGUAGAAGAGAAGUUGAAACAGGAGAACUUUGAGGAGAAAGACCACCAGCCCCAAGACAAAAAACAUCCUGUGUCCAGUAUCUCUUUGGAGAAACACGUUCCAUGCUUGACUCGUGUCGAUCAUUAUGUACACUUUCAAAGAGUUGUAAAAGCCUUUCUCAUCAAUGCAAUUGAUGAUACCUUUCUGAUCUCCUUAUAUGAGGGGAAAAGACAAAAGAGAUAUGCGCAGAAUAUGCUGACCUCCCUCCAUUAUUUGGAUGACCGCUUUAUUCAAGUUCGCCUUGAUAGUUUACUUUCAAGAAGUCGCUGGAAAGAACGAUAUAAGGAACGAGUAGACAGUUAUCCUGAUGUCCACAUCAUUUUGGGAAACCCAGUGAAACGUACUUGUCAAGCCUGUGAGCUACAGAGGUACUGUAAGUUUAUAGUGGUUCUGUCUGGAAAGCUGUACAGCAGGCAAACGCUGGAAGUGGACAACUUCAUGUCCAAUGAUAAACAGAUGUUGAAGGUCGGCACCGUAUGUGGAAACCGUACCCAGGUUUAUCAUAAUCUGAAGCAUUAUAAAUAUAAGUUGUAUCAGAACUGCUGUUCAGCUAUGAAAAACAAAGGUCUUCAGGAUGAGCCAGUCAAAGAUUUAGUGGACCGAGUUUUCAGCCAGCUGGAUGAAGACGGCUGGAUGCAUCAGCAAUAUUCUGUCCUUGAAAAAUAUCUAGACGACGCAGAUUUCUUCCAAGAUGAAAAAAUGGACUGAAUGUAUUUGUCUUUUGAAGGAUUUUAAAGAUGCAUCUGUGUGCUUCAGCCAGACUGCUGAUGGGUUUUGACUGCCAUACCACAUUCCUGCUAUUAUUUCUUUUUUACUUAUGGUCCAUAAUAGCAUGCAAAUAUAUGCAUUAAAUUUCUUUUUUGUACUUCAUUUUCAUUAUCAGAAUAAUCUUCUGAAUAAAUAUUUUACCUUGAGGGCCAGAUAGCUCAUCAAACCAUCUUGAAGUCCAACUGGAUGUUCAUUCAGCAAAUGCGCUUUUCUGUGCUACAUUACACAAGCACUUUCUUCGAAGAGAAACAUUUCUAUGUUGCUUUUUGAUGCAUUUUGUCAGCGUUUCUCAGUACCAUUUUUUCUGUAAAUAUUUAGUAUAAAUAUUUAGAGUAAUGUUUUCAGGGCUGUAUCAAACAAUCUUCCUAAAACCUGCAGUUUAUCCUUCCUGCAGGCCCAGAAUUCAAGGACUUUAUUUCCAGCAUCCACUGAAGGAAGCAGAAAUAUCAGGAUCCGUUCAGAUUAGGCCAAUCAGUUCCACUAAAACAAGAAACUGUUCUAUUGUUGUUCCUUUUAUUUAUUUAUUUUCUAACACAAGGGAAGGAUCUGUAGACUACUUUUCUAAUUUGUGCAUCAACUGCUGUUCUGUGUGUGUGAUGGCUUUCAUUCUAAACUCUGACUGGGAGUUCGGUGGGAUUCGGCAUCUUGAAAUGGAUUUAAUUGUGAAAUACUGACCAGUCAGAGCCAUAAUAAACUUCAGGAUUCCAUGAA
Messenger RNA from Python bivittatus (Burmese python), 2214 nucleotides. It is a transcript of the gene CCDC82, whose product is annotated as coiled-coil domain containing 82. NCBI's taxonomy places the organism in Eukaryota, Metazoa, Chordata, Lepidosauria, Squamata, Pythonidae. Gene Ontology annotation, cellular component: nucleus. The record is from RefSeq and is a predicted model, not a curated record.